This is a messenger RNA of Sinocyclocheilus rhinocerous, 1322 nucleotides long. RefSeq names its product tripartite motif-containing protein 35-like. The record is from RefSeq and is a predicted model, not a curated record. Bases 144 to 1322 code for a protein of 392 amino acids. The transcript has 7 exons. NCBI's taxonomy places the organism in Eukaryota, Metazoa, Chordata, Actinopteri, Cypriniformes, Cyprinidae. Gene Ontology annotation, molecular function: zinc ion binding.
AACACAGAAUCAGCGAUCAGUGAAGAUCAAACAGAAAGAUUUUUCAGUUUGUUUCUGAACAGCAGAUCUUUGUGAUUCACUUUUGAAAGCAUCGUUCAGAAAGUAAAAGUAGAGUAUAUAUUGCUGGGGAUCAAACAGUGAGAAUGGAUUUACUAACUGUAGAAGAUCUUUCUUGUCCCGUGUGCUGUGAAAUCUUCAAGUCUCCCGUUGUGUUAUCAUGUAGUCACAGUGUCUGUAAAGAGUGUCUCAAGCAGUUCUGGAAAACAAAGGAAACUCAGGAGUGCCCCGACUGUGGGAGAAGAUCAUCGAAACCUGACCCUCCUGCUAAUCUCGCAUUACAGAACUUGUGUGAGAUGUUCCUGAAGGAGAGAAAAGAGAGGCGUUCAUCAGGAUCUGAGGAGAUCUGCAGUUUACACAGUGAGAAGCACAAACUCUUCUGUCUGGAGGACAAACAGCCUGCGUGUGCGGAGUGCUUUACUUCACAAAAACACGUCGAUCACACAGUAAGACCCAUCAGUGAAGCUGUUCCAUCAUUUAAAGAGGAGCUGAAUACAGCACUGAAAGCUUUACAGAAGAAACUUAAACACAGUGAAAACAUUAAAGGAGAGUUGGAGAAAACACUUCAACACAUUGGGUCUCAAACUGAGCACACAGAGCAUCAGAUUAAACAGCAGUUUGAGAAGCUUCAUCAGUUUCUCAGAGUUGAAGAAGCAGCUACAAUCACUGCACUGAGGGAGGAAGAGGAGCAGAAGAAGCAGAUGAUGAAGGAGAAGCUGGAGGAGAUGAGCAGACACAUCUCAGCACUUUCAAACACAAUCAAAGACACGGAGGAGAUGAUGAAAGCCAAUGAUGCCUGCUUUCUAAAGGAGUUUCCAGUCACGAUGGAAAGAGUCCAGAUCUCAUCACAGCUGGAUCCACAGAUGACUUCUGGAGCUUUGAUUCAUGUGCCGCGUUAUUUGGGCAACCUGCUGUUCAGAGUCUGGAAGAAGAUGCAGGACAUCGUCCAGAACACUCCUGUGAUUCUGGAUCCAAACACUGCAAAUCCAUCUCUCACUCUAUCUGAUGAUCUGACCAGUGUGAGACGGUGCAACUGUCAACCUCUUCCUGAUAAUCCAGAGAGAUUUGACCGUUAUCGCUGUGUUCUGGGUUCAGAGGGCCUUGAUCUUUUGACAUACAACAGGUCAAUGUAUAGGGUGACCAGAUUUCUCAUGGUGGAAUAUGGGACGGACAACAACGCUGUUCAGACGGUUCUGGGACAUUGUGGAGCGAAGCCAUGUCUUCAGGUGCCGGAGAGCACUGAAGCUUCUCUCUGCCUCAGCUGA